Messenger RNA from Babjeviella inositovora NRRL Y-12698, 3471 nucleotides. RefSeq names its product Age1p (gene AGE1). Lineage: Eukaryota; Fungi; Ascomycota; Pichiomycetes; Serinales. Gene Ontology annotation, biological process: intra-Golgi vesicle-mediated transport. Gene Ontology annotation, molecular function: GTPase activator activity; protein binding. The transcript has a single exon. Gene Ontology annotation, cellular component: trans-Golgi network; cytoplasm; endosome. Bases 1 to 3471 code for a protein of 1156 amino acids. The record is from RefSeq and is a predicted model, not a curated record.
AUGAAUAUCCUCGAUCUAGCGUUCCCGUACUUCCAGUUCGAAGAAAGCCUUUUGUCGCUUGAGCAGCUACGCCUUACCAAUCCCGCGGCCACGAGCUAUGUGUCCAUCGUGCGCAUCGCAAGCAAAGAUUCCCGCACGGCGCACUUCAGGAUCCUCCGUGAUAUCCUCGACUCCGCAACGGCAAAACGCAUUAAUAAGCCUGCAACAGAAACGUACGUGCAGAACAUGGAUAUAUUCGACGAGUCGGCUUUUCCGCUUGUGCUCCGUCUUCCAGGUGAGUUCUUUUCAAAUGUGGUAUUUCACUUCAAACCUAGCCCCGACUACACGCUUUUCGACCUCCGCAGGCUCUUUGUCUUUAAGGCCGCAUCGUACCCCGAAAUCGACGCCUUGGUCUCAGAUAUGGACGCGCAGUUUGCGCACAGUGGUGACUUUAUCGCGCCUCCCCACGUGUCCACGCACAGGCUGUUUGAAUGGGACAGCGACGGGAUGCUUUCCAUCCCAGAGUUCCUCCUGCCAUCUGAUACCGCCCGUGGAGGAAAGGUGAUCUUCCUUGUCACGGGUUUGUGUCGCGACAGACGCACGGAGAAGGUGACGUUGAAGCACUUUGUGAAGGUCUCGUUGUAUAUGGAGUCUGAACACGGCACUAACUGCGAGGCCAACGGGCUGGAAACAGAUCUGAGAGAGCCGGUAGCAGAAUCAAAUCAAAGUAUUUCGCUUUUGACUGAACCGUCUCGUCAGCCCGCGACAAUUUUCGCGCCAAGUAACCUGAAAGGGGCGCUGUCGCCGAUUACGAUUAACCGCAAGAAGCAGGUGCCAUUUGAGCCUUUGUCGGCGCAGCCAAUGGAAGACACUGCGAACCCGCUUCCUAGCCCCAACUUGUCGCCUGCCGGAAGCAGCAACUGUGAAGAUCUUCCAGAUUUUGACUUCAGCUCCGCAAGGUAUCCGCCUAACGCUAAUGGGCGGUUACUGGUCUACCUUCCGCCGACAUUACCAACGCUCGUCGACUCACCCAAUACACUGAGCAGCACCCUCAAUCCGCCCAGUGAGGCCUCUCUGGAUAAAGGAGAGGGUUCCCCCAAGGAAGAAGAAGAAGCGGAGAAAGAAACAAGGACCGGGGUCCCAGCGACAGCGGAUGGGAUACCAAGGACACCCGUAGAGUCCCAACAGAUGGGAAAUUUUUCUCGGCAGUCAGUUCAGGACUCCCCAGAUCAGUCUUUGUCUCAGCCACUGCCUGAGGCCCCGCCUUUGUCACAGCCUUCGGCUUUGGCCCAAACCUCGACUCUGGCUUCAUACAAUCUCUGCACGGAGGACGGUCCGAUUUUCCGUUCCACCGUGCGCCAGCUUGAGGAAAACAUCCCAAAGUUCCGAGCGCUCGUUCGUGACACGCUUGGAGCCGCCAAAGCCGUUCUCCAGAGUCUCCAGUUGUCGACGGCCGCUACUCGCGAGCUCACCCGCGCCUUGGUGCGUCUUACUAACAGCCCCGCUGGGAUGACAGGCCUCUCACCUAUUGUUACAAGUGCCUACACUCCGUACCUUUCAGCCGAAAGAGCCCAACAGAAGCUUCAAUCUGCAGCCUAUAAGGCCAAAUUCAUCGAUCCCUUGACAGCCUUGCUUAACAACGACAUGAACAUGUGUGCUGCGCGCAAAAAGGAGUUCGAGGAGGAGUCAAAGGAGUACUACGCAUGGUUGACCAAGUACCUUUCUUCCGGUAAGAGCAAGGACGAGAAAAGUUUGCGGAAGCGCAAAAGCUUUGAGCUUGCGAAGCUCGGGUACAUUGAUUACCUCCACGGACUCAACUCGGACGAGUUCACGCAGACAUUUAUGACUGCAAUGACGUCCUUUUUUCAGGAGGUGGACCAACCGAAUUUGGACGCGGAGAUAGACUCGGUUGGCGGUGUGGUUGCAAACCUUCGGAGUUUUGCGGCGGAACGAAAGCAGCUUGGACGACGGAUCUCGCUGGCAGAAACGGAGGAGGAACUAGCGGCCGUUUUGGCGAACCAACCGACGCUGCCCGAUGCUCCCACGUCCCUGGCGUCGCCCAAGAACCCGCCUGGGUACAGAGCGGGGCUUCUUUUCGUCCAAGGCGGACAGGGAAAGUUGGGGUGGCACAAGGAAUGGGUGGUUUUGGACAAGGGUCGGUUGUUCGAGUACUCCGACUGGCGCAAGGGCUCGUCUAUCCGCCAACACGAACCGAUCGACAUCUCCCUUGCGAGCAUCAAGGCGACCCCUAACGACAAGCGCAAGCACUGCUUGGAGAUCAUGACAUCUACGGGCGACAAACACGUUUUCCAGGCUGUUAGUGAGUACGAGCAGCGCCAAUGGGCGAAGGCGUUUUACGACGCGGGACAGCAUUUGACGCUGCCAGGCGAGAGUUUCCAGAAGACCCUGGCAGCAGGUCUGUCUGCAACGCCUGGCUUGUCUGCCCCACGGCCGUACCCACUCAAAACGAGUCACGGGCUGUUUUCUCAACCGGUGCGAGAAACCAAAAAGGUUAUGCCCUCGUCCACCAAGUUUUCACCCACCUCCGGUGUUGCCUCCAAAUUCUCUCCCUUCAAAGAGGGAUCGGAGAUUCGUGCGGCGCCCACCACGAAGGUGGAUCUCUCACGGAUGAACGCAAUGACGUCGCAUGUUCGGGAGCCCGAGCUUUCGGUAGCAGACACGGAUCAGUUGCGCAUGGUGCAAGACGUGGAUCCCAGCAACUUGCGUUGUGUGGACUGCGAUUCGCCCGACUCGGUCGAGUGGAUCUCAAUCAACUUCUUGGUGGUGUUCUGCGUGAACUGUUCGUCGUGCCACCGCUCGCUCGGCUCACACAUCAGCAAGAUCAAGUCGUUGAAGUUGGACAACUUUACCGCCGAGACGGAGUCGUUGUUGAUGCAUAUCAACAAUCGCGAGGCUAACCGCUAUCUAGAGGCGACGUUGGCGUCAAGUAAGAAGCUCAACUACGCAAAGGGGAUCGCGGACGCGGAGCGGUUGGAGUUUGUCACCGAUAAAUACCGCUUAAAGUUGUACAUGUCGCUUGUGGACGGGGACGUGAAUCUAGUGCUCGUAUCUGCGAUCACGAAGCAUAGAUUUAAUGAUAUCAUCCGCACGAUUGCGGCGGGGGCAAAUAUCAAUAUGGCCGUGUCAGAUAGCAAGACGAGUUCGGUGUUCACGUUGUUUGAGUAUGCAUUGGUGAAGUACUCGGGCACAAAGGAACGCCCCGUGUUUGAUAUCGCUGAAUUGCUUAUUCUCAGUGGGUGCAAUAUCGAUGGUCCGGUCAAGAACCCUAACCAGCUCCACCCACAAGCCUUGCUCUACUGGCAAGACAAGAUUAAGCGGUUCCUUGGCACCGGCACGGUGGCGCCGCAGAACGAACGGGGCCUUGUGUCAACACCGACGUCGGUGGAACACACGCCGCAGUCGUUUUUAGGGUCCAAGAAGAUGUCCGCAAGGAUUACGCGGCGACUUUCGGGGAGACACCAAAAGGCGUAG